Messenger RNA from Myotis brandtii (Brandt's bat), 615 nucleotides. Its product is annotated as RNA polymerase-associated protein RTF1 homolog. The record is from RefSeq and is a predicted model, not a curated record. The coding region runs from base 1 to 504 and encodes 167 amino acids. Lineage: Eukaryota; Metazoa; Chordata; Mammalia; Chiroptera; Vespertilionidae. The transcript has 3 exons.
AUGGCAAAGAAGCGGAAAGGCCGCGUGGCAAUCAACUCGGACAUGGAGGACAGCGGCAGUGACGAGAACCUGGGUCAGGAGCUCUUGUCCCUGGCAAAGCGGAAGCGCAGUGACUCUGAGGAGAAGGAGCCACCUGUGAGUCAGCCUGCAGCCUCCUCAGACUCUGAGACGUCGGACAGUGAUGAUGAGUGGACGUUCGGGACUGUUCAAGCUGCCAUCUUGGCCCAGCUGAAUGCAAAGUAUGGUUCUGGAGUGUUACCAGAUGCUCCAAAGGAAAUGAGCAAGGGUCAGGGAAAGGAUAAAGAUUUGAAUUCUAAGUCAGCCAGUGACCUCUCAGAAGACUUGUUCAAAGUACAUGAUUUCGAUGUGAAGAUUGAUUUACAAGUUCCCAGCUCAGAGUCAAAGGCUUUGGCCAUCACCUCCACGGCUCCACCAGCCAAGGAUGGGGCUCCAAGGAGAUCUCUGGACUUGGAAGACUACAAAAGACGACGGGGGCUUUUUUGAGCUCACCCAGCCUGCUGCUUCUGACCCUGCAUGCCCAUCAGUGUCCCGCCUUUCCUCUUCCUUUGAUGUGCCCUCUUUGGGCUGGAGCAGCAGUAGAAACUGGGAAGAGAC